Varroa destructor (honeybee mite) is the source of this 7043-nucleotide messenger RNA. Its product is annotated as SCY1-like protein 2. Gene Ontology annotation, biological process: protein phosphorylation. NCBI's taxonomy places the organism in Eukaryota, Metazoa, Arthropoda, Arachnida, Mesostigmata, Varroidae. Gene Ontology annotation, molecular function: ATP binding; protein kinase activity. The record is from RefSeq and is a predicted model, not a curated record.
UCUGACGUAGGUAGAGCCUGACGGCGUCUUCUCCUGAAAGUUGUAUAAAGCCAAGCGAGAGGUACUCCUAGUUGUUUCUCUACUCUAACAGUCAUGUAAUAAACAUUCAACAUAUUGAUAUAUUUUACGUUAAAGAUUUUCAUAGCCCACUAAACUGUUCUGAGGGUGUUAGAUAACUGAUUCAAGUUAUUCAUUAAAGGUGAUUAGUAUCACAUAUGUCAUUCUGCUCAUGAACGACAUAUCUGUGGCAGAUUAUAAACUGAUGGUAUGGAGAAACCAUCGAAUGAUGGUUUUACGCUUAACUGAUAAUUACGGAAAAUGCUUUAUGCAAUGGGUCAUUGUGGGUAUAGUUCUAAAAUAUCUUACCAUCAGGAUAAGACCGAAAUAGAAUUACUUUAUAAUAAAUCGUUUCCGUAAUCUUCCUUGUCUUUUAGAGCAUUACAAAAUAUACGUAGUACAGGAAUAUAGUAAGCAUCCUAACUUGUUUAAUUGUCUCACCAAUUUUUCUAUGUGUUCUUGUAUUCUUGCCUCUUAUUUUAAUUAUAACGAAUCGACUUGGCAGGAGUUAUUAAGAAUUUGUUCUUUGUCAUAAAUGACCAUUUUAAAUAAGGUGUAGUUUAUAAUUUGUGAGAUUGAGUGUGCAUAUAUCGUCAAUAAAAAUCCCUUACUGGCAUAUUGCUGAAGCAUAUGUCACAAAGCCAAUCACACAGGAUGUUCAAACAGUAACCGAAAUAAACGACCUUUGUAUGCAAAUAUGAGGUAUUAAAGUAUGCAUUUAAAAAAGAACUAAAAAAAAAUGCAGUCGUUAAAUUCACUCCUGUUAGUUUCCUGCUUCCUGUUAGUUUGCGCGAUAAAGAAGUACAAUAGUAUCUAUCUUUACUAUUAAAUUAGCUAACACCUGCAUAGCCUCUAUUUGCCACAUCACAUUUGAAGCCGUCGGAUCGCAGGCCCUAUUCAGCGCAACUUCAAAAUUGAGAAAAGUUCUGUGAUUGAUGAUCUUAUGAUACAAUACGUUUGGAGGACCUUAAAUAUUUAUUAGGCGGCUAAACUGGAGAGUCUUUGAGAAGAAAUUGCAGUCCCGCAGAUCAGGACGAUAAGUAUUUUGUCAAAAUAGAAUUCACGGAAGCAAUCAAGAAGCGUCCUCCAGACCGGUUAGCUAUGUUAUUAUAUUGUUCCUAUAUAUAAAGAUUAAUAUUUAUGUUUGCCAUAGGUCGGACAUUCGUUAUCGCGCCAUGAUGAUUCCGGCAACAAACAUUGUCAUAACUAUGAUAAAUUGAAAAUCCUGGCAGUGAAUUAACUCGUUAAGUUUGUGGGUAUUUAAAAUUUCUAAGUCUAAAGGGUACCAAAAUGAAAUUACGACAAAUUUGAACAAAUAGUUUUUCCGACUGCACUCGUGCAUUUAGUGCAGGAGCGGUCAGAGGAUCAACUUCCAGCUGAAACAGGAAUUAAUACAAUUCGAUCUACAUACGAUACGAUAGACAUAGCCAGUAUUUUAUGAUCCUAAUUAUAUAGUUAGCAAUAUGUUUUCUAACGGUCUUUUUAAUGGUUUUAAGGUUUAAUAGUCCAAACUACCGCGUCGACCUAGUUUUUUUUAUCGACUUGCUUAUUUCUCAAUACUGAUUUUCUUUAAUUGAGCAAUUAAUUGAAAUCGAUGCGCAAGACAUUUUACAGAUCUUAAUUUAUAAAAUUAAGCACUGCUGUUAUGAGUCAUAGUGACGUUAUAGCAAAAAAAUAAUUGUAUUAGCCUAAUUAUUUCGAGGAAUUGUAUGCACUCUUUACAACUCUCUGCAUCGCAUUACAAGUUGAACUUAUUUUAUAUCCCCACUGAAAGUUGCUAUUUUUCUUGACCUACCUUUAUCUGAUCUCAUUUGUAUUAUAUUAUAUAUCAAAACUUUUACGAUCGCGUGCACCACAAACGGAUGAUUUAAUUGGGUAUUUUACUCAUUAAAAUGUUUUAGUCCAUGCUAUAUGUAGGUCUUAGGUAAAACAAUUGACAUAAGCUUCUGAAAGUAAUUUUGCAGACAAAGCCUAUGUUUGUAAGACAUCUUAUAAGCUGUUGUAGUUAAUUACAUAUUAAAAGAUGAUGUUGCUUUAAUGUAAUACGACUAGAAUUAUUAUUUCCAAUAAUGUUUACAUUGACGGUAGCACUUGCCGAUAUAUCUGCAUAUAUUUAGAGUUCGUGUAAAGCGAUUAUGAGAAUCAGAAGGUUUUUUUCAGUAUGAAGUUCUGAAAGAGUUCGCAAAUUUUAUAUGUAUCAUCACAUUUUCUAACUUAUUUUCACUUUGACUGACAAUUGUACCAACGUGUUUGUAAAACUCCGCACCAUGUCUUAGAUCAGUCCUAGAAGACGAUAGCCUCUCUCUUGAUAUACAGAAAUGAAGGGUGUCCUUUAUCUGGGGCAACUUUUGGAAAAAAGUAAGUACACGGUUUCUUUGAGGCUGCCUUGAACUUAUUUGCUGCUGUUUACGAAAAUUGCACAAGCGAUUUCCAAUACGUUGAAAAUUAAAAGUCAUGAAAGUAAUAAUUUAUUAGCAAAGCAUGCUUCUAGUAUAUGAUUUGUUUUUUUUAUAUCGGCUAAGACGAGCCCGAUCAACGACUAACAUAUGCGGGUGCCUACGAGUCGGUUGUAGUGUUUUUCCAAGCAAGGGUUUUAGCCCUAUUCGGGGAAACUACCGACAUACCAGAUUUUUUUUUGUUUUAGUGACAAAAACCCAGUGGCUCAACAACACGUGGGAUUGAAGCUAAGUAAAAAGCUCUGGCGAAAUUUCGGCGAUGAGGCGAGGUCUAAAGCUGUUUUCACAUAUGAGAAAACCUAUGACGACAAUAAAAAGGAUGGGUGGUAACCACUUAAUUUCUGAGGUGAUGGCUACAGGAAUCCACUCAUCACCUAGAGAAUAUUUUAUGGAAGAAGGUGCGACGGGAUAAGUAACCUGUUGUCUGGUCAUGAACCCGAAGAAUAGCAGGCAUAUCAGGUACACUUUAAUAAGAAAGCAAGCCUUACAACUGACGGAAAACUUCUCACCAAAAGCAUACAGACUUGCUUUGCCUAAAAGGAGAUAUCUCCAGGGCCGCAAAUGAUAAAAUCGGUGCGUCAAAGCAAGUAUAACUUCAAUUACUCCAGCAUACAUCAUGUUAGGGACUAAUUCGAAAUAAUAAAACACCUCGAUACACGCUAAGAUUGCGUAAGCGGGAUGCAUAUGUGAGCUGAGCUUAUAAAAAGAUAUGCAGUGUCCAGAUUUACGAGAUAUGAGUGUGCUGGAAGUCGUCUAUGCAUCUAAGAAGGGUUGCAGUAAGGCCAAUGGACUCAACGUAACUGACUAAAUAGCUCCGGAAGUGCGUGGUUUUAUGGCGAAUACAACGUUAAGGAAGAAUAUAUGAGAAGAAUCUUUUAUAAAAUUGAACAGCGACAUGCGUUUUAAGCGCAAAAGAGCUAGCACAACAGAGUGGGUGAGAUGUGCGCAGUGUUAUGGUCCAUACACAUAAGGUCUCGGAUUCAAGCUCCAGCUAAAACGGUGAUUUUUCCAUUAUUUGAGUUAUUAAUAUUGGUACUUUACGCUGUGAGUUUGGUUAUACUGCUUACUUGGAAUAUCUUCGAAGUUGUGUCUACUGCACCAAGGCAAUAAAACGAACAAACCGCUUGCGGUGGGGGACAAUCUACAUAAGUGAAACUCGACCCUAUUUUACGUCUCAAGUCCAAGUUUUUGACGGUUAGAUGGGUCAACUUUUUUGAAAAAACCGACCCAGUUUCGUGUACUUCCAUAACUGUUUGGGUCUGGGCAUGAGCAACAUUACGGGUUUGCUUCUUUCUCUUUUUGAGCGUGGCAUGUCCAGCUCGACAACCAGAGUGUUUAAAAAAUCUUUUCCUAGUAGUACCAUACGUAUAACUUUGUAACACAAUGUGAAACUGCUCAUUGUCUCUUCAUAAUUAUUGAUUUGCAGGCUAAAAUGCUUAUCUUCAGUAAUAAGGCUUUAAAGUAGUUUGUGCGUUGUUGGAAAAAGAUCGACAUCAAGUUGAUUGACGACUUCUACAACAAGGCACUCGGCCCGUACAUAAUUUAGACUGGCGAACCAUGAAGAGCGCGUCUAUGAAAUGAAAAACCUUAUGACGUCUAACCAGGGAUGCCAUGUUGCUAUCUGAUAUAGCACCCAACUGACCAUUCAACAUAACCGUUUGCUUUCACUACAAUUGAAAGGACAGAUAACAGUCACAAUGGACUAUCUGAGUCGAAUAAAGUCGACUGUCGUUGAUACGGUCUCCAACCUUUCAUCUGUGCUGACCGGCAACCCUCUAAGCGGGCAAUACGAGAUGGGUGCAUACCUAGGAAGCUAUGGACCCUGCCUACUUUGGAAAAUGUUUCAGGCUACAAAGAGAUCGACUCGAGAGGAGGCUUGUGUCUUUCUACUUGAAAAAAAAUCCCUUGACAGGUACCCCAAGGCAGAGCGCGAAUUUGCGCUGACUAUGCUGAAACGAGGCGUGGCAGGGCUUACACGACUGCGGCACCCCGCCAUAUUGACAGUGUCGCACCCUUUGGAAGAGUCUCGAGAAUCCCUGGCUUUUGCAACAGAGGCCUGUUUUUGUUCAUUAGCCAAUAUUGUAGCAACCGAACGGCCCGCUUCUCCAAAUGUAGAAAUUCCAGAGGCUGUCCGGGAGUACAAAUUACAUGAAGUCGAGAUAAAGUACGGUCUUGCUCAGGUGUCAGAAGCCCUUGCUUUUCUUCACCAAGCGAAGCUAGUGCAUGGAAACGUUUGUCCAGAAUCAAUAGUCAUUAAUAAAAAAGGCGCUUGGAAACUAGCGGGCUUCGAACAGUGCAAAACAUUAACGGAGGAAACUGCGAGAUAUAGUUUUGACUCGACAUCACCGACAGCAACUCUGCCUAAUUAUGAAUACAUUGCACCGGAAUGUGCACUCCAAGAGAUGUGUUGGCCGGCAAGUGACAUGUACUCCUUGGGAGUCCUGGUCUAUGCUGUGCAUAUGAAUGGGAUUACGCCAUAUUCAACACGAGGUAGCUUUGAAACACUCAAAACUUGUCUAGAACAGAUGAAAAAUUUUCCUAAGGCAAAACUGCAAACUCUACCCCAAGGCGCCAGAGAGUAUGUUAAGUUAUUAUUAAGUUUUAACCCUCAGCUGCGGCCUGACGCCCAUCAGUUUGGAAAGCUUCCAUAUCUUGAGGAUGUGGGUGUUAAAACGCUUCGGGAUCUCGAUUCAUUAUAUCAGCUUGACAAGGUAGCGAAGAGCCACAUAUACAAAGGUCUGCCACCCAUUGUUGAGAAAUUACCGAAGCGAAUCAACCUGUAUCGAGUGCUUCCGUGUAUUGCUGGCGAGUAUGUAAACGCUGAAAUGGUUCCCUUUGUUUUGCCGACUGUACUAAUCAUUGCGGAAAUGAGUUCACCGGAAGAGUUUGGAAGUUCGGUAUUACCUGAGCUUCAGAAAGUGUUUCUUUACACACAGCCUGUACAUAUAAUGUACCUUCUGCUCCAGAAAAUGGAUCUUCUAAUCUCAAGGUGCCCCCCUGAAGCAGUAAGAGACCAUCUGCUUUCGAUGGUUUACCGUGCACUUGAAUGUAAUGCUCAGCAAAUUCAAGAGCUUUGUCUCAACACUAUUCCAAAUUUUGCCCAACUUGUGGAGUACGGCUCAAUGAAGAAUCACCUCUUGCCAAGGAUCAAGAAGCUGUGUAUUUCGACUAGUCUGACGUCAACUCGCGUUGGUUGUCUUGUGUGCAUGGGCAAGAUUUUGGAACAUCUCGACAAAUGGGUAGUGUUAGACGAUAUCAUCGCAUGGCUACCGGAGGUUAAGUCUCGUGACUCCGCUGUCCUUAUGGCUAUUCUUGGUGUUUACAAAAUAUCUCUCACCCAUCAGAAACUAGGAAUCACAAAAGAAAUACUUGCUUGUAAAGUAAUUCCCUUUUUAGUUCCGUUGUCUAUAGAGGGAUCACUUAAUCUCACACAAUUUAACCAGGUAAUUGCACUGGUUAAAGAAAUGAUAUCGCAGGUUGAGGUUGAGCAUCGCACCAAGCUAGAACAGACUGAUACUUUAGUAGCCGAAAAAGCACCAGUUAAGACUGUGAAAUCGCCAAGUGCCGACGAGUUGAUGUCGGAGCUUACAGUAAGUGUAACAACAGUCAAACCUCCAGAAAAUGGGCUGAAAAAUUUAUCACUGGAAGAGAAACAGCGUUUAGCACGUCAAGAAGAGUCAAUGAGGCUUUUUGAAGGUCAAGCGCCGCUUGCUUCUCGAAUCGAUGGUAGGCCUGCUCGAUUGGGGGCACAAAAACUCACUACGACGCCAAAAGACUUAACGACAUCAUUGUUAAAUUCUAACUUGAUGAACUUAGAAAACAAAACGAACAAUUUGAAACAUAAUCUUCAAGACCAACAGCAACCAUUCCAGACGCCUAACUAUAACAUUGAUACAUCCUCUCUUAUGAGUCCUACUAGUCCAUCAAACGUUUAUCGCUGGGGCACACAGAAUUCGCUAAGUAACUUGAAUCAGAACCUCGCAUCAGACUGGUCAGUAGCUCAGAGCGCAGUGACGAAUGCGCCGUCUGGCGGAGGGUGGGAAGAGUCUUGGGGGGACUGGUCAACCUCCACUACUGGUGCAUCCAAGGGAGUCAAAAAUGCGAACGUUGAUUUAUCUGAAUUUGACACACUUAUGUCGUUCGACAACCGAGGACCCAAAAAGGACAUAUUAAAACGAAACAGAAACUAAACAUCGUCAACUAGUUGAAAUAAUUUACAUAUGAGAAACAUUCAAAAUUUAGCUACUCUUUUUCCGGUUGUAAGAUCAAGAAUAUUUCAUAAGCGGCUUCGAUUAAUAAAUUUAUACCGUACGUUUAUUUCGCUCAGAAGUUAAAUUUUACGUGAUCUAUUGGUUUCGGAAAGGUUAUAUCCGAAACAUCAUAACAACUGAGACGUUACCGAUAGAUAUGUUCACGUAUCGCCAUUUGAUGUAUGGAUCAUUAAAGCCGAACACCUGUGAAAUUGUACUGUGUUUUGAUCAGCUAUGCUUAGCUCGACAUGUUGAUGUAAAAUAAAAGUUAUAUUCUACA